This is a messenger RNA of Cylicocyclus nassatus, 431 nucleotides long. Lineage: Eukaryota; Metazoa; Nematoda; Chromadorea; Rhabditida; Strongylidae. The record is from the annotation of a GenBank genome assembly.
CGCUAGGAUAGUUAUGAGUCCUGUCUCCUUCUUUUUCGCUAGCCUUGUAUUUUUGGUUGCUUAUUCACAUGCCGGUAUGGGCCCAAUGGGUCCAAUGGGUCCAGGUCCAAUGGGUUCUGGUCCAAUGGGCCCAGGUUCAAUGGUUCCAGCGAAGGGUUUUAUAAAAGGAGCACCCUACCCUGGCCCUCUCUUCGGUGGACCAGUCUCCUAUCCUGUCGGUCCGAUUGCAUACGAUCCUCUCCCUUAUGGUUUUUCUUACGCUCCGUAUUAUGAACGAGGAGUUGCUGCAGUUCGUAAUGUCGCGCAAGACUACCAUAGGGAGGACGCUCAUCACGCCGAAACUAGUAUGGUUGUACCUACUCCUUAUGGCGGAUACUUGUGAACGGCUUGAAAAUGUUCAAUCACUGGGCAUAAGCCACAUUAUGCUGAAU